GCUUAUAUGUUGUGUCCACUGCAUGUUUCCCAUUUUCGUCUACAGCUCAUCUCUGCUCAUCAAACCCAUUUCAAUUGCUCAAUUACUCCCCUUUUAAUUCUAUUUACCACAAAUUCGUUUGAUUCCAGUUCCUUUUUUUUCUUUUUUCAAGAAAAUUUGCUCUGUAACUUUUUUGCCCAUUGAAGCUUAGUGGGAAAAUUCAAUCAAGUCAAUGGACAAAGAGGUGCCAUUCUCAUAAGUUCAAAUCUAGCAAGAAGGAUUGGUGAAUGGAGCAUUGUUAUGGAGAAGAUGCUGAUAUAACUGAAUCAGAGAUUGAAGAUUAUAAAGAAAAAUCAUAUGAAGAGUUGAGGUGUGGAAAUCAAUCUUUUAAGAUAUCAGAUGUGGCUUACACUUGUCCCUAUUGUCAAGAGAAAAGCGGGCGGCACCUUUUCUAUGAAGAUCUCUUGCAGCAUGCAAGUGGAAUAGGAAAGUCUAAGAUACGAACUGCAAGAGAUAGGGCCAACCAUCUUGCAUUGGCCAAGUAUUUAGAAAAUGAUGUAGCAGGUGCUGCUAUUCCAUCAAAAUCUAAUAAAGAGUUGAACAGUGGAAAUCACUCUUUUAGGAAAUCAGAUGUAGUUUUUGCUUGCCCCUAUUGUCCAGAGACAAGAAAAAGAGGUUUUUCUUAUAAGGAUCUGUUGCAACAUGCAAAUGGAAUAGGAAGCUCAAACUCUACGAAGCGAACUGCAAGAGAUACGGCGAACCAUCUUGCAUUAGCCAAGCGCUUGGAAAAUAAUGUAGCAGGUUCUGCCAGUUCAGCAAAAUAUUAUGAAGACUCGAGGAGUGGAAAUCACUCUCCUAAGAUAUCAAAUAUGGCUUUUGCUUGUCCCUAUUGUCCGGAGACAAGAGAAAGAGUUUUUUCUUAUAAGGAUCUCUUGCAGCAUGCAAAUGGAAUAGGAAGCUCUAACUCUUUGAAGCGAACUGCAAGAGAUAAGGUGAACCAUCUUGCAUUAGCCAAGCGCUUGGAAAAAGAUGUAGCCGGUUCUGCCAGUUCAUCAAAAUCUUAUGAAGAGUCGAGGAAUGUAAAUCACUCUUUUAAGCUAUCAAAUAUGACUUUUGCUUGCCCCUACUGUCCAGAGACAAGAAACAGAGAUUUUUCGUACAAAGAUCUCUUUCAGCAUGUAUAUUCAGUGGGAAACUGUAACUCUAUAACGCGAACAGCAAGUGAUAAGGCCAACCAUCUUGCAUUGGCCAAGUCCAUGGAAAAUGAUUUAGCAGGUGCAGCUGGUCCAUCAAAAUCUUAUGAGGAGAUGAAGACUGGAAAUCACUCUCUUAAGAUACCAGAUAUGGCUUUUGCUCGUGCCUAUUGUCCAGAGAGGAGAAACAGAGAAUUUUUAUACAAGGAUCUCUUGCAGCAUGCGAGUGGAGUAAGAAAUGGUAACUCUAAGAAGCGAACUGCAAGAGAUAGUGCCAACCAUCUUCCAUUGGUCAAGCACUUGGAUAGUGAUGUAGCAGGUCCAUUGAAAGCUUAUGAAGAGUUGGAGAGCGGGAAACAAUCUUUUAACAUAUCAGAAAGGACUUUUGCUUGUGCCUAUUGUUCAGAUACAAGAAACAGAGAUUUUUCGUACAAAGAUCUCUUGCAGCAUGCAGUAGGAGUAGGAAGCUGUGACUCUAAGAAACGAACGGCAAGAGAUAAGGCCAACCAUCUUGCCUUGGCCAAGCACUUGCAAAAUUUUGCCACAUAUUUGGAAAAUGAUGUAGCAAGUGCUCCCAGUACAUCAAUAUCUUAUGAAAAAAUGAAGAGUAAUCACUCUUUUAACAAUUCAGAUGUCGCUUUUGCUUGCCCCUAUUGUCCAGAGACUAGAAACAAAGAUUUUUCAUAUAAGGAUCUCUUGCAGCAUGCUGGUGGAGUAGGAAGCUGUAACUCUAAGAAGCGAACUGCAAGAGAUAAGGCUAACCAUCUUGCAUUGGCCAAGUACUUGGCAAGUGAUGUAGCAGGCAGUGCUAGUUCAUCAAUACCUUAUGAAAAGUUGAAGAGUGGAAAUUACUCGUUGAACAUACCAGCUGUGGCUUACACUUUUGCCUAUUGUCCAAAGAAAAGAAAGCGAGAAUUUAUGUAUAAGGAUCUCAUGUUCCAUGUGAGGGAAGUUGGAAGCUGUAGCUCCAACAAGCGAACUGCAAUAGAUAAAGCUAACCAUCUUACAUUGGCCAAGUACUUCGAAAAUGAUGUAGCACUUGCUGCCAGUCCAUCAAAACCUGAUACUCUAGGUGAUCCUCAGGUUGAUACUCUUUUAGAUUAUGACCGUGCUGAGAUGUUUGUAUGGCCGUGGAUUGCAGUUGUUGUGAAUCUUCCCACUGAAUUUAAGGAUGGACGCUAUGUAGGAGAAAGUGGUUCCAAUCUGAAGGAUCAGUUGAUAAGGAGAGGUUUCAAUCCAACACGAGUGCGCACUCUAUGGAAUGACCUAGGCCAUUCUGGAAUUGCUCUUGUUGAAUUCAAGAAAGAUUGGUCUGGGUUCAGUAAUGCCAUAUUAUUUGAGAAGGCCUAUGAGGCCGAUUAUCAUGGUAAGAAGGAUUGGGAAGUCAGUAAUGGCAAAAAGCCUGAUCUUUAUGCUUGGAUAGCUCGAGCUGAUGAUUAUCAGGCUACUAAUGUUGUUGGUGAAAAGCUCCAGAAAUUUGGAGACCUUAGAACCCUUCCUAAUAUCAUGGAAGAAGAAUCUCGGAAGACUCGUAAGCUUGUUUCUAGUUUGACCAAUGCCAUUGAAAUCAAGAAGUUGAACUUAAAGAUGAUAGAGGACAAAUAUAAGGAGACUUCCCAGUCUGUCGAACAGUUGAUUGUGGUGAAUGCUAAACUUCGUCAAUCAUACAAUGAAGAAAUAAAAAAGAUCCAGUCAAGUUCACGCGAUCAUUUCCAGCAGACAUUUAUUAAUCAUGAAAAGUUAAAAUUACAAUUGGAAACUCAAAAAAAGGAGCUUGAACUCCGACAUACAGAAUUGCAGAAACGUGAGGCCCAAAAUGAAAGUGAUAGGAAAAAAAUGUCCGAAGAUCUUGAACAGAAUGCUAUCCUAAAAACCUCCCUUAGUGCUGCGAUUGAAGAGCAACGGAAUGUUGAUGAAAAAGUACCGAAAAUGGCAGAAGAACUGAAGAAACAAAAGGAGGAACUCCAUAAGAGAAUUAUUAAGCUUGAGAAACAACUUGUCACGAAACAAGCAGGAGAAAUAGAAGUGGAGCGAUUGCGAGUGACUAUGAAGCAGAUUGAAGAAGAGGCCAAUCAGGAAGUUCUGCAAAAAGUUGACACACUGCUUAAAGAUUUAAGAGAAAAGGAAGAAAAAUAUGAAGAUUUAGUGGCUUUGAACCAAACCUUGAUUGUGAAGGAACGAAAGAGCAAUGAUGAGCUGCAGGAAGCACUUAAAGAAUUGGUUAAUGGCUUGAAAGAAUUACCUAGAAAUGGUCCUAUUGGUGUUAAGAGGAUGGGAGAGCUCGACAGCAGACCGUUUCUUGAAGCAAUGAAGAGGAGAUAUAAUGAGGUAGAAGCAGAGGAGAUAGCUUCUGAGUUGUGCUCGUUGUGGGAGGAGUACCUUAGAGACCCUGAAUGGCAUCCCAUUAAAGUCAUUUCCAUAAAUGGGAAACAUCAGGCUGUAAUUGAUGAUGAAGAUGAAAAACUGAAAGGCUUGAAGAAAACUUACGGUGAGGAAGUGUAUAAAGCUGUUACAACUGCUUUGACUGAGAUUAAUGUAUAUAACCCAAGUGGAGGAUACAUCAUCUGUGAGCUGUGGAAUUAUGACGUUGCUGAGAAAGCUACUUUACAGGAGGGAGUUACUGUGUUACUGAACCUAUGGAAAAAGAAAAUGACACUCGACUGAACUUUGGAUGCUUCAUUGUGCUUCUCCUAACGUUCUUUAGACAGAACCUCAUGUGAAAUCACAUUCCAUUCGAGCUCCUUUAUUUGCAUUAGGAAUGAAAUCCUUCGCUGUGCUUUGGCCUCCAAUUUAAGGGAAAUGUUUUCUCAGAUAAAUGUAGAAUAGGCUGGUUUUCUUUUAGUGAAGGGACAGACAAUUAAAGUGGAGAAUUGAAAACUAUGGAGCGUAAGCUGGGGAGAAGGACAAGCUCGAGCAGCUUAAAGCAGUCAGAUGACCUAUUGGUAGAAAAUGUAGCAGAGAAGAAGACAACCAAGAAACAAACUAAAAUCCUGAAAAAUAGAUAUUAAAGCACCAGCCAAAGAGUUGAGCAAGAAUGAUCAACAACAUUGAAGCCAAUACAUUCCAUAGUUGCGAUUGGAAGAGAGAGAGAGACAUAAAUCUUAUCUUCUUAGUUCUUAAAAUUUCUGUUAAAUUUGUUCAAUAGCAUAGAGUUCUGGUGAGAAAUCAAACAUUUUCAAACUACCUUAGCAAUAGAGAGGUACUAUCAUUUUUGUUCUUACAAUUUCUAUAUUAUUUUAGUCUUGUUAGAGAUUUAUAUGUCAGUAAGAUAUGUAGAGAACCUUCUUUUUUUAAUAUUUGAUUCAGAGGUGAUCAAAUGGAUCAUUAGCCGAUCACAACAAGAAAGGCUUCUUUUUGUUA
Messenger RNA from Nicotiana tabacum (common tobacco), 4532 nucleotides. NCBI's taxonomy places the organism in Eukaryota, Viridiplantae, Streptophyta, Magnoliopsida, Solanales, Solanaceae. The record is from RefSeq and is a predicted model, not a curated record.